AAAGAAGAAAAUAUAUAUUAUCCACUGAAUCUGAUUCAGGUAGUCUCACCCAAUUGAGCUUGUGUUUCCCUUGACCUCGUGUGUGGGGUUGACUCCAGCUGGCAGCUGGGUGCCCACACAGCUGCUCUCUCCCUCCCCUGUGGAGGAGGCAAGAAGACUUGUUGAUAGAGAUAAAAUAAAUGUAAUAGGUAAAGCAAAAGCUUUGUGUAAAAGCAAAGCAAAAUAAGGAAUUUAUUCACUUUUACCCAUUGGCAGGCAAACAUUUAGCCAUGUCCUGGAAAGCAGGGCCUCAGCAUGCAUGAUGGUUACUUGGGAAGGUAAAUGCUGUCACUACUGAUGUCCCUUUUUCCUUGAGCUUUUGUUGCUGACCACAACACUAUAUGUAUGGGAUAACCCUUUGGUCAUUUGCGUCAGCUGUUCCAUCUGUGUGCCCUCCCAGCUUCUUGCCCACCCCCAGCUCUGGGGGCAGAAUGAGAAUGGGAGAAGGCUCUGACACUGUGUAGGCACUGUUUAGCAACAGCCACCACACUGGUGUGUUAUCAACACUGUUUUAGUCACUGCUUUAGUCCAAAGCACAGCACCCUGCAGGCUGCUGGGGAGAAGGUUAACUCCAUCCCGGCCAGACUUAGUACACCCAGCAGCAGGUGAGCCUCCAAACCCAGGGGAAUUUUCACCAUGAAAGGAUAAUCUGUCAGACAGAGGUGAGAACAGGCUGUACCUUGUGAUAGUUGAUAUUAUACAUAAAAAUAAUUUUUAAAAAAAUCUGCAAAACAAGUUGUGUUUUAAAUGCAAAGGAAGAAAGAGAAGAAAAGUGCCAGAAUCCUUCUGACCUGGAAAAUGCCCAUAGUUCAAAUUCAAAUAAUCUGUUAUGCUUGCCUGUGAUGGGCUGUAAAAGUGUCUGGUGGUUCAUUUCUGGACAGUUUGCUGGAGAGUCAAUAAGAAGAACUGCUUGCUGACAUAGUCACGUGGCUGCAGAAGCUCACCAGAGCAGGUUCACCUGCUGGUGAGCGCAGGUCACCUCACGUCUGUGCAGCACAGAGAGUCGAGGGAUACACUCUGUCUUCUCAGCAGGGUUUUCUUCCUGUUGUUAAGCAUCUCUGCCAGCUUCACUUGCAAAGACCAGUUGCUUCCUCCCUACCGGCAAGCAGGAAGGGAAAUAUGAUAAUCAAAUUUUGUGGGCUUUUGAAUUCAUGACAGACUUCCAAGAAGGCCUGAAAACAUAAUAUCUGGGCAGGUAACAAAAUGAAGGGUAAUCUGUUCUGACAGCUGUCUCAGUGCCUAGAUACAGAGGUAUGGAUGACUUCUGUCCAUCUCAUGCUGCCCUGGGUCUGAAUCUAGUGACACAUAGUGGCAGCUAGUUGUCCAUUAAGUAACACUGGAGCAGCGACACACAGAUUGAUGUGGUUUCAAAAGUUUCUACCACUGUGGAAACUGAAGGGGUGAUUCCCCCCGCUCUGAUAAAGCUCUAUCUUUUCUGUCAGGAAGAUGGGAGUAACACCUACCCACUUCAGUCAAGCUUUGCUGAAGCACAGCAAGCGAGAAGUGACGUAAAGGUCACAUUUCAUGAUUACAGCACUCCUAAGCUUCAUUACAUAGUUGAGGCUGAGGGAAUCUAUAGCAGCUGCUGCUGAAAAGGUCCUGCCCCCAUUUGUACCUCCUCUUACACCUGACAGGGCAUCAUAGCUCCUCCACUGCGCUCUUGUCAAGCACUUUUUUGGUGUGUUUACUGCAUGUUUAGGACUAUUUUUCUGUUACUUAUGUGAAUUAACUUAAUACAGGAUGAAAUGAGCAGCUCAGAUGGUGCAUCUAGGGCAGGAACUCACCUUUCAGCUGUGCUGGCAUGUUAGCUCAGUGCAAAAUAUAACACACAACUUUUCCCUAGAUACUACAUUAGGUGGAAUGUGAAGACAAUAUCAGUUUCUCUUACCAAAAAUAAAUAAGCUGAUUAAGAUAAAAAAGUAAAAUCCUUGAAGUUAUCUGGCCUGGCAGAACGACAAAUGACUACCACCAGAAAUUUCACCUUUGUCAAUGUGAACAGCAACUCUCUUCCCCUAACAGAAACUACAAAGUCACAGCCACAGCAGACGACACAGCUGGGUGAGGGGAGCUGGAAGAACUGCCUUGCAGUUGAAGCCAUCUGUUGCUGGUUACACAUAUGAAGCAUAGAUUGUGCCUGGAACUCACCUGUCAUGAGUGCCAUUUCUGAAGCUGACCCCAGGAAGGCAUUGAGGUUGUUAAUCACUUAAAAGUAAAGACAGCUCUAUAGUUAGCAUCCAUUGAGGAAAGUACUGUUUUACAUCCUCUAUAAAUAUUUAAUUACCAAAGAAAAAAGUAUGGAACUGUUAUGGUACCAGUGACUUCCUGCAUCUGAUUACAAAAAGGAUUCUCAGUUUGAAGCCUGAUCUAUUUCAACAAUAGGAAAUAUGUUGCCUGGAGCAGCUUAUUUCUUGGUUACAAUAAAAAAAAACAAACAAAUUUGAGUGUUCAAAAUGUAUGUUACAAAGUUCUAGAAGUGAGUAAAAAUGCUCUUCUUGGUUUGCAAUGCUUAUCUGCUAUUUGCAGCACUUUUAUUCAAGGUACUUAGAUUUAUUUUCCUUCUUUCAGUUUGCUCUUAUGUUUACAUUUUACUUGUGAUUUUUCUUGUUUAUGGCAACUUAUUUUGUGAAGUUUUAAUGAUGUGUAGGUUUUAGCCCUGUGAUUUUGUUUUAAGAAGUUGGAAUCUAUUCCAGCUUAAAAAGACUAUUUAUUUAGUCUGACUUUUAUGUCUAAAGUUACUUGAUAGCAUCCUUCUAAUAUUCACAAAAGAGCAACAGGGCAGAUGAGAUUACAAUCGGAAACUCAUCAAGGUAAAUUGAUGCCUCUCUUGGUCCUGGACAUUGCUGUUAGCUGUCUUCAGCUUCAGAAGUAGGAGUAGUGCCUGGGAGAAGAUGGAAGACUCCUUUUCAGCUGGGCCAAGCAAUAAAAUUCAUUCUGCCACCAUGGAUAAUAAAAAUGAUCCCCCAGCAGCUAAAUCUGAAGAUGAACUAAGUGUAGCCAACAUCUCAGUCCAAAUGGUAGCUGCAGAAGACAAAUUGGCAAAGAGGAUUCUGGCAAGGAAAAAACAUGGCAAACUGAAAUUGAAGAAAAAAGAUAAGUUGCUGUGGAAUUUUCAAAACAAAAUAAUUCUCUUUACCCUCAUUCUAUUCAUUUUAGGAGUUGUAACCUGGACAUUACUAUGGCUCUUCAUUGUUCAGGCAGAAAACAAAGAUGCAUUGUAUUUUGUUGGACUAUUUCGUGUUGCCAAUAUAGAGUUUCUCCCAGAAUACAGGCAAAAGGAGUCGAAAGAAUUCCUCUCUGUAGCACAGAAUGUGCAGCAUGUGAUGAACUUGGUCUACACAACCUCCUCUUUCUCCAAAUUCUAUAAGCAGUCCACCGUUUCAGAAGUCAGCAACAACAACAAUGGAGGCCUUCUUAUUCAUUUCUGGAUCGUAUUUGUGGUACCACAGGCAAAAGGUCAAGCUCUGUGUGAAGAUUGUGUGGCUGCCAUUUUAAAGGAUUCCAUUCAGACAAGUAUCAUCAACAGGACCUCUGUGGGAAGUCUCCAGGGUCUUGCGGUUGACAUGGACUCCAUUGUACUAAGUGCAGGUCUUCGGUCAGAUUAUUGGUCAACAACGGGAACAGGAACAAAUUGUAUGUAUGAUCUAUAUGCCGAUCGCCUACAUGAGCACUUUCCUCUGGAUAUCCACACUACCUCAGGGGGAAUGAUCUGCUACUUUAAGCUGAUUGCAUCCGUGGGCCAUCUUAUUCGUCUUUCAAUAGUAUCCCUCCAGAUUGAAGCAGAUAACUGCAUCACUGACUCGCUAACCAUUUAUGACUCUCUGAUGCCAAUCAAACAUAAGAUACUGUACCGAGCUUGUGAACCAGCUGAUUCAUUGGUGUCACUUGUGUCCACAAAUAAUCUCAUGCUGGUAAUGUUUAAGGCAGCACAAAUAAAAGAACAGAAGGAAUUCCAUGGAUAUUUUGAGGUCAUUACACAAGAAAAGUGUGGAAAAGCAAUAGUGACAAAAGAGAAAAUUGGCUAUGAAGGGAGAAUUACAAGUCCCUAUUACCCAAGCUAUUAUCCUCCAAAAUGUCUUUGUGCAUGGAACUUCCAGACUCCACAGAAGGGCCUCGGUAUAGCUCUGAAGUUUCAUAACUAUACCAUCAGUGAGAAGAAUAUUAAAGGCUGUGAGCGAGGAUGGUGGAAAAUUAAUGAACACAUGUACUGCGGUUACUAUGUUGAUCACCAAACAGUCUUCCACAUUGCAAGUUCUGCUGGCAACAUCGAGCUUCAGUGCAGCUCGAAGGUCUCGGAGAAGCCACUUCUGGUGGAGUAUGGCAGCUAUAACAUCAGCCAGCCAUGUCCACCUGAACAUUUCAAGUGUUCUACUGGUUUAUGUAUCCAGCAGACGCAGCGCUGUGAUGGGAUAAACCACUGCUUCGAUGGAAGCGAUGAGCUCUUUUGUGUUGUCCCUGGGUGGAACUGUAACUCCAGCUUCGCAAUACAGGAUAACCUGCUUGUCUGCGAUGGAAUAAGUGACUGUGAGAAUGGAAAAGAUGAGCAGAACUGCACCCACAGUAUUCCUUGCACCAACCACACAUUCAAGUGUAGGAAUAACAUUUGCAUUAGGAAACAAAAUGCAAAGUGUGAUGGGACUGUGGACUGUACUGAUGGAAGUGAUGAAAGCAGCUGCAGUUGUGGCAGCAGCAAGAGCAGCAACCCCAUCUCUCGUAUUGUGGGUGGCACGAACACUGAGGAAGGUGAAUGGCCCUGGCAGGUCAGCCUCCAUUUUGUGGGAGCUGCUUACUGUGGGGCAUCAGUGAUAUCAAAAGAAUGGCUUGUGUCUGCAGCUCACUGCUUUCAAGGGAGCAAGCUGGCUGACCCCAGAUCAUGGCGUGCUUACCUGGGGAUGCAAACGCAAGGCCGUGCAAAGUUUGUAUCUGCGGUGAGACGGAUCAUUGUCCACGAAUACUACAACAGCAGAAACUACGACUACGACAUUGCGCUGCUGCAGCUGAGCAAGCCAUGGCCAGACACCAUGAGCCAUGUCAUCCAGCCAAUCUGCAUUCCUCCCUUUUCACACAAAGUCCGCAGCGGUGACAAGUGCUGGAUAACAGGUUGGGGCCAAAAGCAAGAAAUGGAUGAUGAAGGCUCAGCAAUUCUUCAGAAAGCAGAGGUAGAAAUUGUUGACCAAACAUUAUGUCAUUCCACAUAUGGGAUCAUCACAGCUAGGAUGUUUUGUGCUGGACUAAUGUCCGGGAAAAGAGAUGGGUGCAAAGGUGAUUCUGGUGGACCAUUGUCAUGUCAAAGCAAUGGAGAUGGAAAAUGGUUUUUGACUGGCAUUGUUAGCUGGGGCUAUGGAUGCGGAAGACCAAAUUUCCCCGGUGUCUACACAAAAGUGUCAAAUUUUGCAUCAUGGAUCCACAAAUUUGUGCCUUCAGUCUUGUAACUUGAAAACUGUGUUGAUGGAAUAAAACAUGUCCUGCAUAUCUUCAUUAAAAAUGGUAUUGGGUAAAA
This is a messenger RNA of Columba livia (rock pigeon), 5536 nucleotides long. It is a transcript of the gene TMPRSS7, whose product is annotated as transmembrane serine protease 7. Gene Ontology annotation, molecular function: serine-type endopeptidase activity; protein binding. Gene Ontology annotation, biological process: proteolysis. Bases 2928 to 5468 code for a protein of 846 amino acids. Lineage: Eukaryota; Metazoa; Chordata; Aves; Columbiformes; Columbidae. The transcript is spliced from 20 exons. The record is from RefSeq and is a predicted model, not a curated record.